This is a messenger RNA of Aplysia californica (California sea hare), 2467 nucleotides long. RefSeq names its product replication stress response regulator SDE2. Gene Ontology annotation, cellular component: nucleus. The coding region runs from base 132 to 1379 and encodes 415 amino acids. The record is from RefSeq and is a predicted model, not a curated record. NCBI's taxonomy places the organism in Eukaryota, Metazoa, Mollusca, Gastropoda, Aplysiida, Aplysiidae. The transcript has 6 exons.
GUAGUCCAUUUCCUCCCAGCUUCCGGUCUACACAACUUGUUUACAAACAUUUGAUGUCGCGUGGGCUGUCACAGCAGAGUUGGAAAAGAGGAAUUGUUCGGAUAAAUCCAUCGAAUUGAUACCACUACACUAUGCCUCUGAAUGUAGUGUUUUGCUGUGGUCCGCCAAGGGUUGUUGAUACAACGUACAAACUAAAAGGACACGAGUUAUUGAAACAGUGGGAUGCGAAGCAAAGUGAUGGAAGUGGAUUUUACAUCUUGUGCAAUGGACGGAAGGUUGAUGAGAACAGUCUCCUGGAUGAUGAGAAGACUUACCACAUUGUCCCGCGAGUCUUGGGAGGAAAAGGAGGCUUUGGAUCCAUGCUCAGAGCUAUUGGUGCCCAAAUCGAAAAGACAACGAGCAGAGAGGCUUGCCGGGAUCUCAGCGGCCGUCGGAUGAGGGAUAUCAACAAUGAAAAAAAAUUGAAGGAGUGGUUGGCCAAAGAGGCAGAACGAGAGAAGGAGAAGGAAGAGCGCCGACAGGAGCGCCUGGCACGCCACCUGAAUCGUGGACAGCACAAGUUUGACGACCCCGAGUACCACGAGCAGCGCGCCAAGGUGCAGGAGGAUCUGCAGGACGCCUUGCACACCGGUUUGAAAAGAGCCCAUAAAAAAGGAGAAUCCAGCUCAUCAGGGCCUGCCAAGAAGUCGAAGGUUUCUAAGAGCUCCAAGGAAUGGCUUGGUAUGGACAUAGAUUCGGACGACCUUGACAGUGAGUCGGACACAGAGGCCCGUCCUGGCAGUCCCAGCCUCGACAACGGCGCGUCUACGUCCAAGGUCGCUCCCGUGGAGGUGAAGUCUGAGCCAGGGGAGAACUCGUCGGCCGCGUCUCGGGUCUCUUCCAGCACCUCAGAACACGGCGACCCCGCCUCUCUCCAGCAAAGUCCUGUGUCGGGUUCAGAUCAGAUUGCUGGUUCUUCAGACUCAAACUCUCCACCACCCGUGGCAGAAGUGAAAACAGAACCUGAUGGUGGCGAUGGAGGAAGUGAGGACAAGCCACACCCCCACUCUCUUCUGUCCCAGUUACCCCCACCGUCCUCCUCCCCCAAUGUUGCCGAUAGAAAACCCGACGACCUCGCCUCGUCCGCUGCCGUUGGUGACUCCGCGGAAGCGAUUGACCCCAACACACCUGUUGACCUUGAACUUUACGCCAGCGAGAAGGAGCUGGCAGCGUUGGGUCUGGAGCGUCUGAAAUGUGCUCUCAUGUCGCGAGGGAUCAAGUGUGGGGGCACACUGGAGGAACGGGCGGCCAGGCUUUUCUCCGUGCGCGGUUUGUCCACAGAGGAGAUUGAUCCGUGGCUGUUUGCCAAGUCCAAGGGCAAGGGGAAAAAGAGCAAAUAGACUUUGGUGGGAUCCGUGAAGAAUGAGCUCGUGUAUCGUCAGGGUGGGAUCCGUGAAGAAUGAGCUCGUGUAUCGUCAGGGUGGGAUCCAUGAAGAAUGAGCUCGUGUAUCGUCAGGGUGGGAUCCGUGAAGAAUGAGCUUGUGUAUCGUCAGGGUGGGAUCCGUGAAGAAUGAGCUCGUGUAUCGUCAGGGUGGGAUCCAUGAAGAAUGAGCUCGUGUAUCGUCAGGGUGGGAUCCGUGAAGAAUGAGCUCGUGUAUCGUCAGGGUGGGAUCCGUGAAGAAUGAGCUCGUGUAUCGUCAGGGUGGGAUCCGUGAAGAAUGAGCUCGUGUAUCGUCAGGGUGGGAUCCGUGAAGAAUGAGCUUGUGUAUCGUCAGGGUGGGGUCCAUGAAGAAUGAGCUCGUGUAUCGUCAGGCUGGGAUCCAUGAAGAAUGAGCUCGUGUAUCGUCAGGGUGGGAUCCAUGAAGAAUGAGCUCGUGUAUCGUCAGGGUGGGAUCCAUGAAGAAUGAGCUCGUGUAUCAUCAGUCAGCCUUCUGUUCACAUUCAUUAAGCCCAAAAUUUUUAAUUAAAAAAAAAAAAAUUGCAGUUUCUUAACCCUAUCCGUAAGUCAAGUUUUACUAUCGUAUCCAUACAAUGUGGGGAACUCUGUGCCACCACUUUCCAAAGAGGAAAUUUACUCGUUAAUCCGAUCCGUACGCUUUGCACAGCAGUCGGUCAGAAUGAUUUUUUGAGAAUUAAUACUGAAACGUUUCGAAGAGAUCUUCGUACUAGAAGCAUUCUAAAAUGUGAAGAAUACAACCCCGGGGGGUACAAAAUGACCCCAGGGCGUACGGAUAGGGUUAAAUCAGUGGUAUGGGUUGAAUGUACUGAAUAAUUUUUUUGCUGUAAAUCUCAUUCAAUUUCUAAAUGUUGAAAAAAGUAAGGAGAUAUACAUUGUCAUUAGCCUGAUGAAGGUAAAAUCCCUCUAAAGGAACGAAACAGUUUUCUGUUUUUCUAUUGGCUGAGAAAUGUUUCUUUCUGGGCUCAGUACAUGUGAACAGCUUGCUGACUUUCUGCUGGUUUUUAUGUAAAUAAAUUGUGGGAAAAAAUC